AAAAACUUCAACGAAUUCGCCCUAUGACUAAUAUCCUUGUAGCAGACAACCAAACUUUAAAGCCAAACUAUCCUGAUGAUCAAGAAUGGAAGAUUAUCAUUGACCUGUUAAUACUUCUUGAGCCCAUAUAUCAUGCGACUAUAAUGCUAUCUUCAUCAACACUUCCUACUCAAGGUGACCUUCGUAUGGUAUUCCGUGGCCUAAUUACCCACUUAAAUAAUAAUGAAAACCCAGAGGUUAAUACACAAUAUACCAUAGCCAGUGUAAUGAAAACAAAGUUCGCAUCAUAUUGGGUUCACUUGAAUGAGUCGUCAACAAUUUCGGGCCUUCUUGAGCUGCAUAAUAAGCUCUCAACCUAUGUAGUAAAUGAACGUGAGCAAGCUAUUAAUAUACUCCAUGAG
Messenger RNA from Racocetra persica, 401 nucleotides. The record is from the annotation of a GenBank genome assembly. Lineage: Eukaryota; Fungi; Glomeromycota; Glomeromycetes; Diversisporales; Gigasporaceae.